UCCUCUGCUGCUGUUUAUUCCAUCUUGGAAGAGGCCUAGCUGGACAAAGAAGAGUAGUUAGCAGGAGGCGUGAUGCAGGGGCUGCGUCUGCUUUGCUGGGUGGUUCUCCUGGGCCUGGCUCGGGCCUGUCCUGAGCCCUGUGACUGCGGGGAGAAGUAUGGCUUCCAGAUCGCUGACUGUGCCUACCGAGACCUGGAGGCUGUGCCGCCUGGCUUCCCGGCCAAUGUGACUACAUUGAGCCUGUCGGCCAACCGGCUGCCCGGUUUGCCAGAGGGUGCCUUCGUGGAGGUGCCCCUGCUGCAGUCGCUGUGGCUAGCACACAAUGAGAUCCGCAUGGUGGCUGCCGGCGCACUGGCCCCUCUGAGCCAUCUGAAGAGCCUGGACCUCAGCCACAACCUCAUCUCUGAGUUUGCCUGGAGCAACCUGCACAACCUCAGUGCCCUCCAGUUGCUCAAGAUGGACAGCAACAAGCUGACCUUCAUCCCCCGAGACGCCUUCCGAAGCCUCCGUGCCCUGCGCUCACUGCAGCUCAACCACAACCACCUGCACACGUUGGCUGAGGGCACAUUCUCCCCACUCAUCGAGCUGUCCCACCUGCAGAUCAAUGACAACCCCUUCGACUGUACCUGCGGCAUUGUGUGGCUCAAGACGUGGGCCUUGGCCACAGCUGUGUCCAUUCCAGAGCAAGACAACAUUGCCUGCACUUCUCCCCACGUGCUCAAGGGCACACCUCUGAGCCGCUUGCCGCCACUGCCUUGCUCGGCGCCCUCAGUGCAGCUCAGCUACCAACCCAGCCAGGAUGGUGCUGAGCUGCGACCUGGCUUCGUGCUGGCGCUACACUGUGAUGUGGAUGGGCAGCCGGCCCCCCAGCUUCACUGGCACAUCCAGACACCCGGUGGGACCGUGGAGAUCACCAGCCCCAAUGUGGGCACUGACGGGCGUGCCCUGCCUGGCACCGUGGGGGCCAGCAGCCAGCCUCGCUUCCAGGCCUUUGCCAAUGGCAGCCUGCUCAUCCCCGACUUUGGCAAGCUGGAGGAAGGCACCUACAGCUGCCUGGCCACCAACGAGCUGGGCAGUGCUGAGAGCUCAGUGGACGUGGCGCUGGCCACACCUGGCGAGGGUGGUGAGGAUGCACUGGGGCGCAGAUUCCAUGGCAAAGCUGUUGAGGGCAAGGGCUGCUAUACGGUUGACAAUGAGGUACAGCCAUCAGGGCCAGAGGACAAUGUGGUUAUCAUCUACCUCAGCCGGGCUGGGAGCCCUGAGGCUGCAGUGGCAGGAGAAGGGGCCCUUGGGCAGAGGCUCUCAGGCUUGCUCCUGCUGGGCCAGAGCCUCCUCCUCCUCUUCCUUGCCUCUCUCUAGCCCCUCCAUGACUGGCUGGGCUGGAGCAGCCU
Messenger RNA from Otolemur garnettii (small-eared galago), 1391 nucleotides. It is a transcript of the gene ISLR, whose product is annotated as immunoglobulin superfamily containing leucine rich repeat. The transcript is spliced from 2 exons. Gene Ontology annotation, molecular function: protein binding. Bases 73 to 1359 code for a protein of 428 amino acids. Lineage: Eukaryota; Metazoa; Chordata; Mammalia; Primates; Galagidae. The record is from RefSeq and is a predicted model, not a curated record.